Molecule: messenger RNA, 1861 nt
Organism: Eupeodes corollae
Lineage: Eukaryota; Metazoa; Arthropoda; Insecta; Diptera; Syrphidae
Gene: CCKLR-17D3
Product: cholecystokinin receptor type A
Exons: 6
Coding region: 199-1680 (493 amino acids)
Biological process (GO): neuropeptide signaling pathway
Cellular component (GO): membrane
Molecular function (GO): neuropeptide receptor activity; gastrin receptor activity
Source: RefSeq, a predicted model, not a curated record
AAUAUUUUAAUAAAAUUAAUAAUUAUAAAUUUAAAUUAAAAAAUCAAAUACUUAAUUAAUUGUUAUAUAAAAUAUAACAUUGGAUAUGUGGAUAACACUGAAAUAAUUAUUUGAUAUGAUCCCAAAGACUUUAACUACGAGAUAUCAACCUGAAAGUCCAUUAGUCACAUGAGCUCUAUCAAAUCGAGAAUCCUUUAAAUGACACUCAAUCUAUAUGUGGAUCUAAUGAAUUUCACCACAGAGAGCAUCCUUUUAGAUUACGCGACAUACGAAUGGGGAAAUGUCACAGGGACAACGUUUUCAUUAAUCUCGUCGAAAACGACGACGACGACAACUACGACAACAAAUACGGCGAGGAUAACAGAGACGGAUACGACAACGACAACAACGGAUAUCGGAUCUCAAAAUGGCCUUGCAAUCUCUGCAUCGUCACCGCCAUUGCAAUCGGCAGCCUCAUCUCCGGCAGCUAUGGGACAGAUACAAAUUGGUCUAUAUGCAACAAUAUUCCUUCUGGCCAUUGUCGGGAAUAUCCUUGUGAUUUUAACACUCGUCCAAAAUCGUCGAAUGCGCACAAUAACAAACGUGUUCCUAUUGAAUCUUGCGGUGUCUGAUUUAUUGCUGGGAAUGCUAUGCAUACCCUUUACGCUAGUCGGAGCGAUGCUGAGAAAUUUCAUUUUCGGGGAAUUCAUGUGCAAAAUAUUGCCCUAUUUGCAAGCUUGUUCCGUAUCCGUUUCCGCAUGGACAUUGGUUGCCAUUUCCUGUGAACGUUAUUACGCCAUCUGUCAUCCGUUGCGCUCUCGAACGUGGCAAACUUUAAAACACGCAUAUAAGUUAAUUGCUCUGAUAUGGAUUUGCAGUUUAAUGUUUAUGGUGCCAAUUGCGGUUCUCAGCAAAUUAAUUCCCAUUGGAAAGGGUCACCAUAAAUGUCGUGAAUAUUGGCCACCCAGCGUCAAGCAAUACGAAAAAGCCUACAAUAUAUUUCUGGAUUUAAUCCUCUUAAUUAUUCCUGUAGUUGUGCUAACAGCAACGUAUUCCCUAAUCUCAAGGACUCUUUGGCAUGGGAUGCGAGCUGAGAAAGUCGCAAAGAGUACACAAUCUACAGACAAUCUAAUGGAGGUGUUUAUUAAUAAAAAUGGUUCACCAAGUAACCGGAGCUUCAUGUCCUACCGAACGACAUCUCGUGACAAUCUUGCAAACUAUACUCAAUAUGCAAACAAUUGCGUGCAAACGCCGACCACUUUCAAAGAAUUUUCCUAUUCAACAAGAAGAAAACAAGGUCUUCGGAGGACAAAUAUAGAAAAGAGCUUGCAGAACAAGAAACGUGUGAUAAAAAUGUUAUUUAUGGUUGUUUUAGAAUUCUUCAUCUGUUGGACUCCAUUGUAUACCAUCAAUACAAUUUCAAUGUUCAGCCCAUCAUUGGUUUAUCAAAAUUUGGGAUAUUCUGGAGUGAUUUUCUUUCAGCUUCUAGCCUAUUCGUCAAGCUGUUGUAAUCCAAUAACUUAUUGUUUCAUGAAUCGGGGUUUUCGAAAAGCAUUUUUGAAUUUAUUUCGUUGCUUCAAAAGAUUUCGUUCCCCAAAACGAAAAAUCAGCAUUGGAGAUGUUGCCACUCAAGACACUGACUUGGAAAUAAGUAAAUUUCAAUUCCAACAAAUAUGCAACGAUUCAACGUUAUCAUAUUGAUUAAGACCCAUUAAUUUUGAAUUGGCUCAGAGCUCAUAUUUUUAAGAGACUGCAUACCUACAAAAAAAUUAAAUAAAAUUUAAAAUUUGAAAUUGAUACAACAAAGAAUGGAAUCGAAUAUUAACAAAAGUUAAAUGAACUUCUUUUUCUAAAAAAAAAUAAAAAUAAAUUUAAAAACAUA